This is a messenger RNA of Salmo salar (Atlantic salmon), 3497 nucleotides long. RefSeq names its product cyclin-dependent kinase 17. Gene Ontology annotation, molecular function: cyclin-dependent protein serine/threonine kinase activity; ATP binding. Gene Ontology annotation, biological process: protein phosphorylation. The record is from RefSeq and is a predicted model, not a curated record. Lineage: Eukaryota; Metazoa; Chordata; Actinopteri; Salmoniformes; Salmonidae. Gene Ontology annotation, cellular component: nucleus; cytoplasm.
UGUCGGAAAAAAAUACGUUCGAUGACAAGCCGGUGGCGGCACCGUCAGCAAGCAGUAGCCAGGCAGGCACACACAGCUGAGCUCGCACCCCUCAAGACCGAUCCAUCGUCGUCAUCGGUUUCUCACGCUGGCAUGUUCUCCAACCGAAAAGGGAACAGUUCACUCGCUACUGCCCCCCACCCCCCCAUAAAGGUUCUAACUUCGAAUCCUCGAUAGCCAUGGUGGGAGCAACAUCCUCGCGGAUUUAGGUGACAUUAUUGGAGAUAAGAAACUACUACAUCGAGACAACAAAGCAUUCCUCUUUUUACAUCGGGACGGCAUCCGGCAUGAAAAGAAGCUCCGGGGACGGGGACACCGGUCGGAACAACGCACAUCGUUUCUGGUGAGCGCUAUGGCCUCCCCUUCCCGAGAGCUCCAUGGAGAAGAUGAAGCGGUUUAGAAGGAGGCUGUCCCAGACUCUGAGAGGUAGUCAGACCAUCGAUGAGUCUCUGUCUGAACUGGCUGAACAGAUUACUAUAGAGGAGAACGGCAUCAAAGACAGCGAGCCCAUGGUGAGGAACGGUCAUGGUCUCCCCCCCUCAGCCCACAGUGUUAACUCCUUCCUGCAGCAGUACACUGGCCCCUUUAAGAAGCCCCCGCUACGGAGACCUCAGAGUGUCAUAGGAGGAGGAGGGCUAGGGUCUCUCAUGGCUAUGCCCCGCAACGGCAGCCGCCUCGACAUUGUCCAUGAGAACAUGAAGAUGAGUUCUGAUGGAGAGAGUGACCAGGCGUCAGGGACGAGCUCAGACGAGGUGCAGUCUCCCACAGGGGUAUGUCUAAGGAACAGGGGCAACCGACGCAUUUCCGCAGAGGACCUGAACAAGCGUCUGUCCCUGCCUGCUGACAUCCGUAUCCCAGACGGUUGCCUGGAGAAGCUACAGCUGACGAGCCCCUCCUUUGACCAGCCCCUCAGCCGCCGCUCCCGAAGAGCAUCACUGUCAGAAAUUGGAUUCGGCAAGCUGGAGACCUACAUCAAACUGGACAAAUUAGGAGAGGGGACGUAUGCUACAGUGUUUAAAGGAAGGAGUAAACUGACAGACAAUCUGGUGGCUCUGAAGGAGAUCAGACUGGAGCACGAGGAGGGAGCACCUUGCACUGCUAUCAGAGAGGUGUCCUUACUGAAGGACCUGAAACACGCCAACAUAGUGACCCUGCACGAUAUCAUCCACACAGACAAGUCCCUGACGCUAGUCUUCGAGUACCUGGACAAGGACCUGAAGCAGUACAUGGACGACUGUGGAAACAUCCUGAGCAUGCAGAACGUCAAGAUAUUCUUGUUCCAGAUCUUGCGAGGGCUGGCGUACUGUCACAAACGGAAGGUUCUUCACAGAGAUCUGAAGCCUCAGAACCUGCUCAUCAACGACCGAGGAGAACUCAAACUGGCAGACUUCGGUCUGGCCCGGGCCAAGUCAGUCCCCACUAAGACGUACUCCAACGAGGUGGUGACGCUCUGGUACCGGCCUCCUGACGUUCUGCUGGGCUCCUCGGAGUACUCCACACAGAUAGACAUGUGGGGUGUGGGGUGCAUAUUCUAUGAGAUGUCUGCCGGGAGGCCUCUGUUCCCUGGUUCUACUGUGGAGGACGAACUGCAUCUCAUCUUUAGACUGCUGGGCACACCUACAGAGGACAGCUGGCCUGGGAUCUCUUCCAUGGAUGAGUUCAAGUCCUACAAGUUCCCCAAGUACAAGACACAGCCCCUUAUCAACCAUGCGCCCAGGUUGGACACUGACGGCAUCGACCUGCUGCUUUCAUUUCUAAAAUACGAGUCCAAGAAGCGGAUGUCUGCAGACGAGUCAAUGAGACAGCCCUACUUCAGGAGCCUGGGGACGCACGCAUACACACUGCCAGAGAGCAUAUCCCUAUUUACGCUGAAGGAGGUCCAACUGCAGAGAGAUCCUGGCUAUAGGAACUCUAACUAUCCCGAGUCAGGCAACGGCAAGAACAGAAGGCAGAGCAUGGUCUUCUAGGUUCCUGUUCAACAGCUAACUGUAUAGUCAUACAGUCAGAGAUAGUUCAGUCCCAGAGACGGUUUGGCCCCUGGGGUUUUGGCCCAGUGAAACUGGCCCAAUAAAAGAGACGUUUAUACAUUUAUAUUUAUUGGGGAAGAGAGAAUUUGCUGCUAAAAAUCCAACUACUGUCUAGAAGAUUCUAACUGGCUCAGUCACUUUAAAAAAACAUGCAAUGUGUAUAGAUUUUUCAUUAUUUUGAAGUGGUGUUUUGUUCUUUUUGUGGUUUUGUCAUCAUUCAUUUCUAUUAUUUCCACCUCAUAAGUGUGAGUGUCAGACAGACCCCGACCGACCCUGACCGACCGACAUCUUCGCUGUUGCAGUCUGACCUUUUUGGAUUUUCUCUUAUCCGUUGACGUGCAUGGUGAUGUAUUCAAACAUCAUCCGUAUUUCUGGACCUUUCAUUUCACAAGAUACUGUUGAGGCCAGUUCAGCCCUGACCAUAUCCACCUGCUGUCAACCUGAAAUACUGUACCUCCAUUUUGAUAGAAGAUAUGGAAGCAGUGGUUGGCUUGGUGAAAACAGGUUCACAUAGUUGUUAGUGGGUAUAAACAAUGUAGAACUGGAGCUUCCACCAUACUGUAUUUUUGAAUUUACAGUAAAUCUAUCAAUAUGACCUGAUAAUCUAAUACCCUGCACAACGUGACUACAGUGUACAGUAGGCGACCUGGAACACGUCUAUUACCACCGCAUGAUGACAACUCUUCUCUCUAUUGCACCAAACUUCAUGUGUCUGCCAUGAAGGGUGUGUGAGCGGAGCUGAAAUCCCACUGUACUGUCCAACCACUGUCAUCCAUCCAUCCAUUCCGACCCUCCUUCAACCAUCUGUAAAAUGGUUCCUUAUUUUGGGUUGCUUUCAUCAUAAUUGUGUUGCAUGCAUGCUCUGUAUGGGAAAAGAAGCACACAUACAGUCACUGAACUUCUCGGUUGUUUCCGAAAUAGCAUCCUACUCCUUAUAUAGUGCACUUCUUUUGACCAGAGCCUAUGGGCUUCUAGUCAAAGGUAGUAGAGUAUCGGGUGCUAUUAGUACUAGUCCACGGCCCAUAUUUAUGAAGCAUCUCAGAGUAGGAGUGCUGAUCUAGGAUCAGUUAUACCUUUUAUGAUCAUAAUGAAUAAGACUCUGGGUACUCGGCUCUGCGCGCUCCAGCGGCUCGGAGAAGAGACUAUGAAUAACGUUACAUGGACUGGGAGGACCUGAUCCUAGAUCAGCACUCCUACUCGGAGACGCUUUAUGAACACAGGCCCAGUUUUCCUAGUGAAUACAGUACUGACUUUGCAUACGGUCUACUUAACAGUGUUACCUGUUACCUUUUAUGAUACUAUUACCUUAAGUUUAUUUGUGGAUCAUUGUUAUUAUGGGUGUGGCAUAUUGUUGGGAUGCCCUCCUUUUAUUUGAGAUAGAUUUCUUUUUUUUUUUCAGAGAAAAUACAAUUAAACGGAAGAUGAAAAAUA